Choloepus didactylus (southern two-toed sloth) is the source of this 735-nucleotide messenger RNA. RefSeq names its product translation initiation factor IF-2-like. The coding region runs from base 223 to 663 and encodes 146 amino acids. Lineage: Eukaryota; Metazoa; Chordata; Mammalia; Pilosa; Megalonychidae. The record is from RefSeq and is a predicted model, not a curated record. The transcript is spliced from 2 exons.
UCACCCACAGUCUGUGUCUGGGAGGAGCCGCCAGAGUUUCCCUUCGCGCGAAGUGUGGUCCCAACUCACAGAACUGAAGCCGCCCACCACUCACCCGGGCCGCCCCCUGCUGGCGGGGAUCGCGGCCUCGAGCCCUUCCACCUCGCGGGCGUCCGACCCCGUCCCCGUCCCCGCCGCCCCGGCCCCGGGCCCCGCACUCACCGCCCGGCCGGGCCCCGCGGGAUGAGCGCGCCGAGGCGGGCGCCGGCCGCUCCGGGCUCGGGAUCUGCGCGCGCGGCCUCGCCCCCCCUCCCCGCCCCCGGGAGGUGGGUCCCGCGGAGCCGCAGCUGUUACCCGGAGACCGCGGGGCGGAAAACUGCGCUCGCUGCCCGCCCCUCCCGCCGCGGCGCUGCCACCGCCGGGAACAAAGGAGACAAAGCCGCGUCGGCCGGGCCGGGCUCCGCUCCUUCCCCCCUCACCCGCCCGCCGCCCCGGCCAGGCCGGAAGCAGCCGGGAAAGCCGGGCGCGCGGCCUCGAAACGCCCGGGACUCCGCAUUCCAGCCCCGAGGGAACGGCAUUUGCCAAGGGAGGGGGUUCACCCCUCCCUCCUGGGGGGGCGGGGUGCGGGCAGGCUGCUCGGCGGCGGUAGCCAUGACAAUGCGGACUGCGUCCCCGUGGGGGUGAAGAGUGGAGCCGGCAGAACCCGCCGCCUCGCCCCGCCCCGCCCCCGCCGGGCCUCACCUGCGCGCCGCGCUG